AAAAACAAUCUCAGAAGCCCAAGCACCAAAACCCAAAAUCACUGAGCACUCCAGGAGCUCGGCUGCAGACAGACUCUUUGAUUUGCAGGGAGAAAAUGGGGAGGAAGAAGGGAGUCGUGGAGUUCGAUGAGACCGCGCCGGACUUCGAUCCGGCGGACCCGUACAAGGACCCGGUGGCCAUGCUGGAGAUGAGGGAGCACAUCGUUCGCGAGAAGUGGAUCGAUAUAGAGAAGGCCAAGAUCCUUAGAGAGAAAGUCAAGUGGUGCUACCGCGUCGAAGGAGUCAACCACCUCCAGAAAUGCCGUCACCUCGUCCGUCAAUACCUCGACUCUACCCGCGGCAUUGGGUGGGGAAAGGACGGCCGCCAUCCCUCCCUCCACGGUCCGAAGGUUGAGUCCGUGGAGUCAGAAUGAUUUCUUCAUGGAUUAUGUGAGAUUUUUUAUCUUGUGCUGCAGUUGAGGCCUUCAAUAUCAGAUCAGUUUAAUUGUAUCAUGGACAGUUAUCUCUUUGUUUUGCUGUUAUAACCUGUGCCAGAUCUUACUGGUUUUGCCUUUAUUGUACUUUGUUUGGUUAGCAUGAAAAGAUUUGCUAUUACAUUGACGAGAGUACAUCACAUAAUGUAAUAAGAAGCAUCACAUAAGUGGAGGUUUCUUUUGUUUCUUCAUUCUAAAAUUAGGUUUGUUUUAUUUCAUACAUUUAAUGAUAAAUUAUACAAUAAUAG
Rubroshorea leprosula is the source of this 721-nucleotide messenger RNA. Lineage: Eukaryota; Viridiplantae; Streptophyta; Magnoliopsida; Malvales; Dipterocarpaceae. The record is from the annotation of a GenBank genome assembly.